GCGAUGGCGCUGAAGAUGGUGAAGGGCAGCAUCGACCGCAUGUUCGACAAGAACCUGCAGGACCUGGUGCGGGGCAUCCGCAACCACAAGGAGGACGAGGCAAAGUACAUCUCCCACUGCAUCGAUGAGAUCAAACAGGAGCUCAAGCAGGAUAACAUUGCAGUGAAAGCAAAUGCAGUUUGCAAACUUACAUAUUUACAGAUGCUGGGCUAUGACAUCAGUUGGGCUGCAUUCAAUAUUAUUGAAGUAAUGAGUGCAUCAAAGUUUACAUUCAAAAGAAUUGGUUACCUAGCUGCCUCUCAGUGCUUUCAUGAAGGGACUGAUGUAAUUAUGCUGACUACCAAUCAGAUUAGAAAGGAUCUGAGUAGCCCUAACCAGUAUGAUACUGGAGUAGCACUGACUGGUUUGUCCUGUUUUGUUACUCCAGAUCUUGCCAGAGACUUGGCAAAUGACAUCAUGACUCUGAUGUCUCACACAAAGCCUUAUAUCAGGAAGAAGGCAGUGUUAAUCAUGUACAAAGUGUUUUUGAAGUACCCUGAGUCCCUCCGUCCUGCAUUCCCUCGCCUUAAAGAGAAACUGGAAGAUCCAGACCCUGGUGUCCAGUCUGCGGCAGUAAAUGUUAUUUGUGAGCUGGCCAGACGCAAUCCCAAGAACUACCUUUCCCUUGCUCCGCUCUUUUUUAAAUUGAUGACGUCUUCAACCAAUAAUUGGGUCCUCAUUAAAAUUAUAAAGUUGUUUGGUGCUCUUACUCCAUUAGAACCUAGGCUGGGAAAGAAAUUGAUUGAGCCACUUACCAAUCUCAUACAUAGCACCUCAGCCAUGUCUCUUCUGUAUGAAUGUGUGAACACAGUGAUAGCAGUUUUGAUCUCUUUAUCCUCUGGGAUGCCCAAUCACAGUGCCAGCAUCCAGCUCUGUGUUCAGAAGUUAAGAAUACUAAUAGAAGAUUCAGAUCAGAACUUGAAGUACCUGGGUUUGUUAGCAAUGUCCAAAAUCCUGAAAACUCAUCCUAAGUCAGUUCAGUCCCACAAGGAUCUCAUUCUCCAGUGUUUGGAUGAUAAGGAUGAAUCCAUCCGACUCAGAGCUUUAGAUCUCCUAUAUGGCAUGGUGUCCAAAAAGAACUUGAUGGAGAUAGUGAAGAAACUGAUGAUUCAUGUGGACAAAGCGGAAGGGACAACCUACAGAGAUGAAUUGCUGACCAAAAUCAUAGACAUAUGUAGCCAAUCCAACUACCAAUACAUCACAAACUUUGAAUGGUACAUAAGCAUCCUGGUGGAACUGACCCGGUUGGAAGGUACUCGGCACGGCCACCUUAUAGCAGCUCAGAUGCUGGAUGUAGCUAUCAGGGUUAAAGCCAUUCGUAAGUUUGCCGUUUCCCAGAUGGCUAUGCUCCUGGACAAUGCCCAUCUGAUAGCCAGCAACACUCAGAGGAACGGCAUCUGUGAGGUGCUGUAUGCUGCUGCCUGGAUAUGUGGGGAGUUCUCAGAACACCUUGAGGAAUCAAACCAGACCUUAGAAGCAAUGCUGAGGCCUAAAGUUACCACUCUACCAGGCCACAUCCAGGCAGUUUAUGUCCAGAACAUGGUAAAGCUUUAUGCAUCCAUCCUACAGCAGAAAGAGCAAGCUGGGGAGAAAGAAGCAGCCCAGGAAAUUACCCAGCUGAUGGUCGACCGUUUGCCUCAGUUUGUACAGAGUGCGGAUCUAGAAGUACAAGAGAGGGCUUCUUGCAUUUUGCAACUGAUUAAAUACAUUCAGAAGCUACAAAUAAAAGAGGUGCCUGUAGCCGAGGAAGUGAUAGCCCUGUUUGCAGGCGAACUGAACCCAGUAGCUCCUAAAGCACAGAAAAAAGUCCCAGUUCCGGAAGGUUUGGACCUUGAUACUUGGAUCAAUGAGCCUCCAUCAGAUAGUGAGUCUGAAGAUGAAAAACCCAAAACAAUUUUCCAUGAUGAGGAGCAAAGGCAUUCCAGACAUAGACAGCCAGAGAUGGAUGAGGAAGAAUUGGCCAGGCGCCGAGAAGUCCGGAAACAGGAACAAGCAAACAAUCCAUUUUAUAUUAAAAGCUCUCCUUCCCCACAGAAGCAAUACCAAGACACCCCAGGUGUGGAGCAUAUACCCGUGGUCCAGAUUGACCUUUCUGUUCCCUUAAAAGUUCCAGGAAUGCCCAUGUCUGACCAGUAUGUGAAACUGGAGGAGGAGCGGAGGCAUAAACAGAAGCUAGAGAAAGACAAGAAAAAGAAAAAACAGAAAAAAGAGAAGAAAGGCAAACAUCGCCGCCAUAACUCCCUGCACACAGAGAGCGAUGAGGACAUUGCCCCAGCUCAGCACGUGGACAUCAUCACGGAGGAGAUGCCAGAGAAUGCGUUGCCCAGUGAUGAGGAUGACAAAGAUCCCAACGAUCCAUAUAAGGCACUUGAUAUCGAUCUGGAUAAACCCUUAGCGGAUAGUGAGAAGCUGCCUGUGCAGAGACACAGAAAUGCUGAGAACCUGAAAUCGCCAGACACAGAAGCUCCCUUAGUAGGAAAAAAGAGCAAGAAACCCAAAAAGAAGGAAAAGAAACACAAAGAAAAAGAGCGAGAGAAAGAAAAGAAGAAAGAGAGAGAAAAAAAGGGAGAAGACUUGGAUUUCUGGCUCUCCACUGCUCCACCUCCGUCCUCCAUUACACAGACACAGAGUGAGCCUGAGGGGAGCACUGUCCUAGCUGAACCUGAGGAGAAUGAAGACGCAAAGAAGGAAGAGCAAGAAGAGGACAACGACGAAGGAAAGAAAUCCUCCAAGCAUAGGAAGAAAAAGCACAAGAAGGAGAAGGAGGAGAAAUCCAAGGACAAAAAGAAAUCCAAGAAGAAGCAUCAUCACGGUGAGGAAGAACCAGCAGAGUCAGUACAGAAUGGAACGCUAGAUGAUGAACCGCUACCGCCUAUGUCCAGUUACUGCCUUCUUGCUGAAAAUUCAUACGUUAAAAUGACGUACGACAUUCAAGGAAACCUCCAGAAUGAUAGUCAAGUCACUGUCUCCGUGAUCUUUGAAAACAAGAGUACUAGCUUCCUGAAAAGCAUGGAAUUAAACGUCCUGGACUCUCUCAACGCUAAAAUGCUGCGGCCAGAAGGGUCGUCGGUACAUGAUGGGAUACCUGUGCCAUUCCAGCUGCCCCCUGGAAUCUCUAACGAAGCCCAGUUUGUGUUUACUCUUCAGAGCAUUGUUAUGGCUCAGAAGCUAAAAGGAACGUUGUCCUUUAUAGUGAAAAACGAUGAAGGUUCAACCCAUGAAAAACUAGAUUUCAAAUUGCACUUCAGUUGCGCUUCAUACUUGAUCACAACGCCUUGCUAUAGUGAUGCUUUCGCCAAGCUUCUGGAGUCUGGAGAUCUGCACAUGAGUUCUAUAAAAGUAGAUGGAAUUAGCAUUUCUUUCCAACAUCUACUAGCAAAGAUUUGUUUUUAUCAUCAUUUUUCAGUUGUGGAACGAGUUGACUCUUGUGCAUCAAUGUACAGUCGUUCUAUCCAAGGUCAUCAUGUCUGCCUACUGGUAAAAAAGGGAGAGAAUUCAGUAUCCGUUGACGGAAAAUGUAAUGAUUCCACCCUGCUGAGCAACUUGCUGGAUGAGAUGAAAGAGACAUUAUCAAAGUGCUGAAU
This is a messenger RNA of Emys orbicularis (European pond turtle), 3623 nucleotides long. RefSeq names its product adaptor related protein complex 3 subunit delta 1 (gene AP3D1). Gene Ontology annotation, cellular component: terminal bouton; membrane coat; AP-3 adaptor complex. The transcript is spliced from 32 exons. Bases 4 to 3621 code for a protein of 1205 amino acids. Gene Ontology annotation, biological process: synaptic vesicle membrane organization; neurotransmitter receptor transport, postsynaptic endosome to lysosome; Golgi to vacuole transport. The record is from RefSeq and is a predicted model, not a curated record. Lineage: Eukaryota; Metazoa; Chordata; Testudines; Emydidae.